AUGUCGGUGGCUUCGGUUCAGCCAGUAGCGGCUCAGCCAGUGAGUCAGAUCGCAGCAGUGCAGCCGUUGGGUCAGAUUGCACCGGCGCCGCGGGGUUACUCUUCAGUGGAGACUGGCGGGACUAGUCAGACCGGGCAGAUCACAGGGACCUUGUUAGUGGGCGGUUUUGAGUCCCACGUUUUAUUCGACUCUGGAGCAUCGAAUUGCUUCAUUACACCGGAGCGUGCCGAGAAGAGUGGCAUCCGGAGUAGCGCGGGCGAGAGCGCGGGCAUGGUCAAGGUGGCGGGAGGUGGAUUCUUGUCUACUUUGGGCCGUGCUAGAGGAGUCGAGAUCGAGAUUGCGGGGCAGUCAAUGCCAGCAGACUUAGUCAUCAGUCCGGUGGAGCUGUAUGACGUUAUUCUCGGGAUGGACUGGUUGUCACACUACAGAGUUCAUCUGGAUUGCUACAGAGGUAGAGUGGUCUUCGAGCGAGAUGCAGGGAGGUUGGUUUAUCAGGGAGUGAGACCGACUUCCGGGAGUAUUGUGAUAUCUGCUAUUCAGGCCGAGCAGUUGUUAGAGCGGGGCUGUGAGGCGUAUCUGGCGACGAUUUCUAUGUCUGAGUCAGGAGCUGGAGUUGUUAUGGGAGAUAUUGAGGUUGUCCAGGAUUUUGAGGAUGUCUUUCAGUCACUGAAGGGAUUACCACCAUCUCGGUCUGAUCCUUUCACGAUUGAGUUAGAGCCGGGGACAGCACCGAUAUCGAAGACGCCUUACAGGAUGGCGCCAGCUGAGUUGGCAGAGCUGAAGAAGCAGAUAGAGGACCUUUUGUCUAAGGGGUUCAUUCGACCGAGUGUUUCACCGUGGGGAGCACCGGUGUUGUUUGUGAAGAAGAAGGAUGGAGUUUCAGACUUUGUAUCGAUUACAGAGAUUGACUUGGCAUCGGGGUAUCAUCAGAUCCCGAUAGAUGAGGCAGAUGUCAGGAAGACUGCUUUCAGGACGCGUUAUGGGCAUUUUGAGUUUGUGGUUAUGCCUUUCGGUUUGACUAACGCGCCGGCAGCCUUCAUGAGAUUGAUGAACGACGUGUUCAGGGAGUAUUUGGACGUGUUCGUCAUCAUUUUCAUUGAUGAUAUUCUGGUAUACUCGAGGAGUCAGGAGGAGCAUGCGACUCACUUGAGGUUGGUUCUGGAGAAGCUUCGGGAGCAGAAGCUUUUUGCUAAGUUGAGCAAGUGCAGUUUCUGGCAGCGAGAGAUGGGAUUUCUUGGCCACAUUGUUUCUGCAGAGGGAGUUUCUGUGGAUCCGGCUAAGAUUGAGGCUAUCAGAGAUUGGCCUAGACCUAGUAGUGCCACCGAGAUCAGGAGUUUUCUGGCUGAGUGUGAGGAGAGCUUUAGUCAGCUCAAGGAGAUGUUGACUACUACACCAGUGUUGGCGUUACCCGAGCCAGGGAAGCCUUACAUGGUGUAUACAGAUGCUUCAGGCAUUGGUCUUGGUUGUGUGCUGAUGCAGGAGGGCAGAGUGAUAGCAUAUGCUUCGAGACAGUGGCAGGGCAGUGAGCGUAACCGUCCUACACAUGACUUAGAGUUGGGAGCAGUGAUCUUCGCGUUGAAGAUUUGGAGGUCUUACUUGCUAGGUGAGACAGUACAGGUCUUCACGGAUCACAAGAGUUUGCAGCAUAUCUUCACUCAGCCGAUGAUGAACGCGAGACAGACGCGCUGGGUUGAGUUCUUGGCGGAUUAUCAGGUGAGCAUUAACUACCAUCCGGGCAAGGCUAACCUAGUGGCGGACGCGUUGAGUAGACGGAGGUAUGAUUCCGCAGUUGAGCGAGAUGUGGAGUCUCUAGUUGGCGAGAUCAGUACCUUGCGUUUGUGUGCCAUUUCGCAUGAGCCUUUUGAUAUACCUCUAAUUUACCCACUUUUUAUACUGUUUUAG
Molecule: messenger RNA, 1902 nt
Organism: Microthlaspi erraticum
Lineage: Eukaryota; Viridiplantae; Streptophyta; Magnoliopsida; Brassicales; Brassicaceae
Source: the annotation of a GenBank genome assembly